AUGGGCUUGGUGUUGGAUCGAGCAAGAGCCCUAUACACCCGAUACUGUGCAGCUGUUGCGCUAUGCGUCGAGAAAGGUUGGCUUGAUUACGAAGCGCUUGUUGCUCAGUAUUGGACCGAAGCUCUGUUUUUUUUUGUCAUAUUUUUAUUGAGGAAUAUAUCAGUGAGCGAUAUUCUCGCUUAUCGUGCUAAUAUCCCAUGCGUUGAUCAAGAUCUUACGACUACUGAUCUAUAUGAUUGGAACGAAAUGACUUUUCUAUUAGCAGCUCAGAAAUACUAUUGGAAACCUGGAUCAGAUCACGACUACCAUGCUUACACAAUUGGAUUUCUAGUUGAUGAAUUAGAUUCGGACUUUUACAAUAAUGCAGUCGGUACCAAUCUUCCUCCGAUAGUGCCAAUUGUGGCGACAGCUAUCACAUGCAACGAUGCUUUUCCUAUGCAAUCAGCCAAUAGUGAGAAUUAUGUUUUCAAUGAUCCUCGACUACAUUAUGCCGUCUUGCCCGCUGUUAACGGUGUUUCAAAUGUUCAUACGAGAAUGUAG
Molecule: messenger RNA, 540 nt
Organism: Adineta ricciae
Lineage: Eukaryota; Metazoa; Rotifera; Eurotatoria; Adinetida; Adinetidae
Source: the annotation of a GenBank genome assembly